Messenger RNA from Cervus elaphus (red deer), 2635 nucleotides. RefSeq names its product liprin-alpha-3-like. Bases 4 to 756 code for a protein of 250 amino acids. Gene Ontology annotation, cellular component: presynaptic active zone. The transcript has 5 exons. Gene Ontology annotation, biological process: synapse organization. The record is from RefSeq and is a predicted model, not a curated record. Lineage: Eukaryota; Metazoa; Chordata; Mammalia; Artiodactyla; Cervidae.
ACCAUGUCCAGGAUGUGUCGAAGGCAUGCUUAUGCCAGCGCCCCAUGUGACCGUGCCUUUUCAUACUGUUCAUGGGGUUCUCACGGCAAGAAUACUGAAGUGGUUUGCCAUUCCCUUCUCCAGUGGACCACAUUCUGUCACGAGGAGAUACCCCUCAUCCAAGGUAAGGAGCAGCGGCUGCGCUUUGCUGGAGCAGCCAUAAAGAGAUACCCCAUGUCCAAGGAGUUGGCAACAUCUCGUCAACAACUGAAUGUGUGCAGGGAGCAGCUUCUUGCCAGAGAAGAAGAAAUUGCUCAGCUGAGAGCAGAGAGAAAAAACAUCAGGCUGCUGCUGGAGCACCUGGAGCUCCUGGUUUCCCAGUACGUGCCAUCCCUCCGGAUGACGGCGGACAAGCAGCAGGCGCAGUCCCCAGCCGGCAUGAUCAGCGAGGUGGAGGUGCUCAGGGCGCUGAAGUGUCUAUUUGAGCACCACAAGGCCCUGGACGAGAAGGUGCAGACCCAGAGGGAGCAGGACUGGGAGUGUGCACAGCAGGCCCACAUGCCAGCCACUGUGGUCCAGGCCAUCGAGAGAGACGAGGGCGUGUCUGACAGCGAGGGCGAUGGGGUCACCCUCCUCAGCUCGGCCACUCAGCUGCCGCCCAGCGCGCAGGCCGAUGCUGAGACUCUGCCUCCAAUGAAUGCUUCAGGAGCAGCUGGACGCCAUCAACGAAGAGAUCUGAGUUUUUUAGUGGGAAGAUGUUCAGUUCUAUCCAAAUGAAGGGGGCAACAGAGGAUGAGAUGGUCAGGUGGCAUCACAGACUCCAUGGACAUGAGUUUGAGCAAACUCUAGGAGAUAGUGAAGAACAGGGAAGCCUGGGGUGCUGCAGUUCAUGGGGUUGCAAAGAGUAAGAACGACUUAGCAAUGGAACAACAAUAACAACAGUGGGAAGAUGUUGAGUUCUAUCCAGUCUCUUCUUCAGCAUCAAGUCAAGAAGAACACACCUGGGGUGGAAUGUAGGAGGCCAUGAUUCUCCUGCCCUGGCCUGUAGCUGCCCCCUUUGCCAUGCUACUUUGCAACAUUUCCCGUCAAGAGACACAGCGUAUUUCUGCAGCUUCUGGGCUGGCCAUGUGACUUGGCUUGGCCAACAGAAACAGGCAAAGUGACAAGCCUCACAGGGCCUUGAGAGCUUUGCUCUCUGGCCACUUCCCUGUGAACAAUCCCAGGCCAGCCUGCUGGAGGACAGGACUCCCAUCAUCAUCCCUGCCAGCAGCCAGCUUGUCCAUCAUGAACCAUGGCUACCCUUGAGCAGCCAAGCUCAGCUGACCCACCAGCUGACUGUGGAUGCAGGACUGUCCCCACUGGAGAUCGACCACACAUCUAGCCCCAGUCAGCCCCCGACCCACAGCCUGAUGAGAGAUAAUGGGUGGCUGUUUGCAGCCACUAAGUUCUGGGCGGUUCACUGUGCAACAGUAGAUAACCACAGAAAGGCUGUUCUCUUUUGGCCUGUUGAACAUGAACUGAUGUUUACUGUUGUGUCCUGGAAAUCAUAGAAUGAGCCUGUACGUGUGAUUGGGCCCAAUUUUUUGACAUGCGGCCGAGUUGCCAAAAACUCAGCAAAUGUGACCAGGCACUCUUUAUCAGAAUUGGCUGAGACUUUAUAAAAUCAAAGCCUCAUUUUGUCUUAUUGCUUCAAAAAAUGAUGCUACUGGGAUUUCCCUGAUGCUCCAGUGGCUAAGACCCCAUGCUCCCAAUGCAGAGGGCCUGGGUUUGAUCCCUGCUCGGGGAGUUAGAUCCCACGUGCCAUGACUAAAGAUCCCAUGUGCUGUGACUCAAAGAUACAGCACGAUGCAGGUAAGACUCAGCGUGGCCAAGUAAAUAUUUAAAAACUGGUGCUGGAGUCGACUUGUGGGAGAGGAUGGGGUGUGGUCGCUGGGUUGCCCAGGAUGCCGGGUUCCAGGUGUGAGAUGCUGAGAAGAGAAUGAGUGUGAUCUCCAGAGUGAGGACACGGUGGCAGACACCCGGAAGUCUUAGGCCCGGUAGAGACAGCCAGCUGAGGCCACUUUCUGACUGGGGAGGGGGGAGAGGGCUAGCAACAGUUGGUACCAUCCCGUAGUUGGUCAUAAGGUCUAAGUCGAAAGAAGCUCCCAGAAUACUGCUGUCCCUGGAGUUUUGUGGUGGUGGUGUUAAGUUAUGUCCUCAAGUUUUGGGGUAUUCCUCUGCUCAGAAGGGAACCCAAUCUCCUGCUCCUUAAGUAUGGACCCAGCUUAGUGACCCGCUUCUAACGAAUAGAAUAAGGCAGAAAUGAUAGCAUGUAACUACUGAAAAGUGGGCCAUCAUAGGCAUUUCAGACUCUUCCUCACUCUCUCUCGCACUUCCUGCCCCGGGUGAAGCCAGCUGCCAUGCUGUGAGGACACUCAAGCAGCCUGAGGAGAGGUCCAUGUGGUGAGGAGCUGAGGCUCUGCCAACAGCCCUGUGAGUGUGCUAUCUUGCAGGCUGAUCUUCCAGUCCCAGAACAACCUUCAGAUACCUGCAGCCCUACAUGACAUCUUGACGAUAACCUCACAAGGGACUCCCAAGCCAGAAUUGCACAGCUAAGCCAUUUCUGAAUUUCUGACCCCACUGAAAGAACCUGAGAUAAUAAAUACACAUUAUUUUA